Molecule: messenger RNA, 2142 nt
Organism: Malaya genurostris
Lineage: Eukaryota; Metazoa; Arthropoda; Insecta; Diptera; Culicidae
Product: sphingomyelin phosphodiesterase-like
Exons: 3
Coding region: 102-2003 (633 amino acids)
Biological process (GO): sphingomyelin catabolic process; ceramide biosynthetic process
Cellular component (GO): lysosome
Molecular function (GO): acid sphingomyelin phosphodiesterase activity
Source: RefSeq, a predicted model, not a curated record
UCGAAAGGCAUUUCUUCAAAUGCCCGGUAGUACUUGUUAGACUUUUUUGCUUAGCAACGUUAGUCUGUGGAAAACAUUGUAGCUGAACGGUGCCGUUUGAGAUGAACGUUAUUAAAGUUUUAGGGGUCGUGGCUCUCCUGAUUGGAGUAGCUUGCUGUUACCAGAUAAAGCCUAGAAACUACGACAGAUUUGUGGCACAGCAGAAAAAGUUUAAUGAACAAUUUGAGCAAGAAUUUUUCGUCGAACACAUGAACUACACAACAACCGGGAUUAAAUCCGCUCGGUUGAAUGAAAUGUUUGAAUACCUUCGCCAUAAACCGGAUAUGUUUCGUUUGGAAGUGGAUCAACAUCCGAUUUCGUAUCAAACCACGGAGUGCACAGCAUGUCGAGCAUUGGUUACUACUUAUCUGGGAUAUCGUCGGGUACUGAAUUGGGAUCGUGAUCGUAUCGCCACUCAAGCGGCUUCUACGUGCGACUCUAUGCAAAUUCUGCUACCGGAAAAUUGUGUCAAGAUUAUUGAUAAAAACAUAGAUGUUUUCCUGUACAUCAUUGACAACAAACCUGAACUUACCGCGCAAACGGUUUGUGGAGUUAUUUUCCAAUCGGGUCCCUGUGUUUUGCAGGAUCCUGAGUUCCUUGAUUGGACUAUCAAUGUUUCUCCAGGGGGUACUCCAAUAACGGCAUCAAAAACCGGCUCAAAUAGGAGUGCAAACGAUCUAAAAAUCAUUCAUUUGACUGAUCUACAUUAUGAUCCCCAUUACCGUACGGGCUACAACGCAGUUUGUGGAGAACCUUGCUGCUGUCGCGAAGCCCAAGGUAUCCCCGAAAAUCCUGCUGACGGUGCUGGGGAAUGGGGUGACUAUCGUGAUUGUGACUCUCCGUGGAAAGCGGUUGAGGAUGCUGUUCGUGAAGCCGGCCGGAAACACCCGGAUGCUGCUUACAUUUAUCAUACCGGCGAUAUUAUCGAUCAUGGAGUGUGGGAGACGACUAAGGCUGGAAAUAUUCGCUCCAUAACUAAUACUAUUAGUCUUCUUAAGGAAGUGUUUCCAUCCAAACCGGUAUAUAACGUGUUGGGUAAUCAUGAGAUUACACCAACAAAUGUGUACGCUCCUAGUCAUAUCGAUGUACCAGAAUUUUCACCCAGUUGGGUUUAUGAACUGGUUGCUGACCUUUGGGGUACGUGGCUGCCAGCCGAUGCCAAGCAAACAGUUAGCCAAGGAGGGUUUUAUACCGUUCUUGUUCGACCAGGAUUUCGAAUAAUCGCUCUGAAUAACAAUGAUGCCUACACCUUCAAUUGGUGGAUCCUUUAUGAUCCAGCUUAUCUCCGGGGACAGCUUCAGUGGUUACACGACACUCUUCUGCAAGCUGAAGCAGCUGGUGAAAAGGUUCAUAUUUUGGCGCAUAUUCCUAUCGGUACCGGAUCAACAUUCGUUACUUGGGCUCAACAGUACCGACGCAUUCUCGAUCGCUUCUGGGAUACCGUAACUGCACACUUCCAUGGUCAUACCCACGCCGAUGAGUUUAACAUAUUCUAUUCGGCUGCCAAUCCACAAUAUGCUAUUAAUGUGGCAUUCAACGGUGGAGGUACCGUUCCGUUCAGUAACUACAAUCCUAACUACAUCGUGUACUAUGUGAACCCAGAAACCUUUGAAGUCACUGAUUAUGAAUCGUUCUAUUUCAACCUAACCGAAGCAAAUCUGAAUCCGUCGAGGGACCCACUGUGGCAGGAUUUGUAUUCUUUUGCGAGGGACUUCAAUAUUCCGAAUGUGUCUCCAGCCACACUGGAUGGUUUGGCACGUCAGUUUGGAUCUACCCCACAGGAGCUUCAUCGGUACUGGGAGUUCAAGGUGAAGCGAGGAGAUCCUUUCUUAGAACAGGGUUGUGAUGGCGAGUGCCUGCUGAACCAUCUAUGUACAAUCGUUACGAAUGAAGCUAAUGAUGAUAAAAAAUGCAAUGAAUUGGUUUCGAUCUACAGAGAGAGCGAGAACGACCGAUGGAAAUAAAAGUAGAUCCCGUUAAUUUGGAUGCUUUGAUGAAUUUGGAGUUGAAAAUGAUCUGUUAAAGCUUGUGAAUUGAAUUCCGUACAUCAAAGAAUGAAAUACAAGACCCGUGAACUGUUUACCAAAUGUGAAUGUUAUAUAA